AUGAUAGUCAUCAUACCUAUCCUCGUCAUCCUAGUCGGCGUCGCUAUGCUGCUGCGUCGGCAGUACAUGGCUCACCGGAAGCAGGAAGGCCCACCCGUGGUGGCAAAUGGACAGACAUAUUCCGAAGUCAUCGAGUCAAAACCGGCGUGCGUCGCGGAGACUAAUCGCGUGGGAGAUGUCCGGCAGUGCUGUAUUAUCGGAGCUGGGCGUGUUGGAGCAACGACCGGCAUCGUACUCGCCUCGAACAAUCCAGAGAUCCAGUUCAGGAUCGUCGAUACAAAUGAGCGGCUUAUCACAGCGUGGACAUCGCAUCGUCCGCCGAUCACUGACCCAGGGCUCGAGGAUAUCCUCUUUGACGAUGAAUGCCUUGCUCUCGAGCAACCAGCGAAUGAUGCUACUGUCACCCUGCCCCUAAAGGACGUGCCAGAGGUUCGACGGAGGCAGAAACUACAGAAUCUGAGCUUCUCAUCGGACGUCCACGAUGCUGUUGAGGCUGCGCAGGUGGUCUUUCUCUGUGUUGAGAUGGGUGAGUUUGAUCAAUCUUUCGCAUACCUCGACCCAAUCCUCGAGACCAUCGCGGCAGCAAGCAAAGGCCCGAAGAUUCUCGUUCAGCGAUCAAGCUCUCCCUAUGGGAUGGUUCGACAUAUCAUAGAGCGUCUGGAAUCCUUGACCCCAGGCAUCCACCAUACAAUCCUAACGAUCCCCUGGCCCUCGCUCUCGCUCUCUGCCUUCGCUGGACAUGCUCUCUCGUCACCGCUCAGCGAACCCCGCGUGAUCAUCGGGCAUAUCUACUCCCCGUCCUCGCGUCCAGAAGACAUUGACGCGUUGAAGAGACUGUAUACGCCCUUUGUCCCUGCGGAACGGAUUGUGACGAUGGAUGCGUAUUCUGCUGAACUCGGACAGAUGGGUCAGACGGCAAUGCUCGCGCACCAGAUCGGUGCAAUGGCGAGUUUGGGCGUGCUGAGUGAGAAAUGUGAGGCCAGUACGGGCGCUGUGGGGUGGAUGCUUGGAUUUGAUACAGCUGCUGUUGAGGAUAGUGUCUGUGGUAGUUCGGGACUAGGCGGACUCGGGGUAGGAGGUGGUUUCAGGGGGGUUGGGAGUGAGGUAAUGUGUCUCGUAUCCCUGGCGAAGGAGUUGGGAAUGGAGGAGGUUGCGGAGUACUGGGGGUCUCUCUUGAAGAUGCAGGAGUUUUUGGUUCGGCGGGCUGUCAAGGGCUUGGUCCAACAGCUGGAGACAGACGAAGCGGCCAAGAAGGCUGCGAUUACGAUUACCGUGCUAGGAUUCGAUGAUGAGGGCGAGAUGGGGACUAUCGUGGUGAAGGAGCUGCGCAGUGCUGGAUUGAACGUCAAGUCACUUGGCGACGGGGUGUUGAAGAAUCGAGUCGAGCGUGAGUUGGGGGAUGGCAUUGAGGUUGUGGAGAGUAUCGAAGCAGCGUGUUUGGGGAGCAGCGGGGUUGUACUCCUGGGUGCGACUGCGACUCGCGCCUCGACUGAAGCGUGGCAGGAGGUUGUAAGAGGUAUGCGGCAGAAGAAGCUACUGACUCUAGGCGGUCGUCUAGAUGGAGUUAAGAUGAAGCAGCUGGGAUUCGAGGUUGUAUAG
This is a messenger RNA of Aspergillus calidoustus, 1599 nucleotides long. The record is from the annotation of a GenBank genome assembly. Lineage: Eukaryota; Fungi; Ascomycota; Eurotiomycetes; Eurotiales; Aspergillaceae.